AUGGCAACUCAAGACUCUGAACCAUUACACUGGCGCUACACAGAACUUGAUGACAGGAACUUCGAGGUUCAUGGCCGUAGUCUCGUCUUCAUACUAAUCCUCUUUGCUGUUCUCAUCCUCAUCACUUUGUUAUGCAUUUACGCGAGAUGGACAUGUGGAUAUGGUCAGAUCUCUUCUAGUACUCCUUCACCUCUUGCCACCACCGAUACUGGAAACGCAACCACAGCGGUGCAGAACCAACGGUCUAAUUCCGCAGGAUUGGAUAGAGUUACCAUAGACAGAUUGCCUAUCAUCCUACAUAAGGCAUCGGAGUCGUCUCCGUGUAAUGGUGAAGCAGAGGGUGAGCAGUGCUCAAUAUGCCUUACUAUGUUCGAAGAUGAAGAGAAGAUUAAGAUUUUACCUAACUGUAAACAUUGUUAUCAUCCUGAAUGUGUAGAUGCAUGGCUCAUAACUCAUUCUAGUUGUCCGCUUUGCCGAUCUUCACUCGAACAACUUCUUGAUAGUGAUCUUCCAUGA
Papaver somniferum (opium poppy) is the source of this 516-nucleotide messenger RNA. RefSeq names its product RING-H2 finger protein ATL66-like. Lineage: Eukaryota; Viridiplantae; Streptophyta; Magnoliopsida; Ranunculales; Papaveraceae. The transcript has a single exon. Bases 1 to 516 code for a protein of 171 amino acids. The record is from RefSeq and is a predicted model, not a curated record.